Molecule: messenger RNA, 7812 nt
Organism: Carassius gibelio (silver crucian carp)
Lineage: Eukaryota; Metazoa; Chordata; Actinopteri; Cypriniformes; Cyprinidae
Exons: 11
Coding region: 4720-5685 (321 amino acids)
Cellular component (GO): membrane
Source: RefSeq, a predicted model, not a curated record
AGUCAUGGUUGUAAGAUUUCGUUUGGUUCUCAUUUGUUUUGAUUUAACUUUUGUCUAGUAUAGGAUCAGUCCAUCAUUGUUAGAAUGUUUUAGGCAUUUACUCUUUUUAAAUGUAUAAUGAAAUAUACAAGGAAUUUGACUGGAUCCAGAUGAUGUAUUAAUGUCAGUUGUUUAUGAUUGAUGGUUUACUUAAAGAGGAAAUCAUUGCCUCAACCUAGUUUCACAGCAUAUGACAUUUCAGCAAAACAGUGAGGCAGAAGCAACACACAGCACUUUCCUUGGAAAGAGAGAUGUGUUUUUCUCAGAUCUGUUAUGGGUGGAUGCUGUUGUCUUCAGUUUUUGCAUUUGGCGAUGCAGAAGUGAAUCACACUACAACUUUAUUUGUCAAUCAUGGAGAGUCUGCCAGAAUAAGAUGCAACUACAGCCGAACGGAUGACACAGAAAGCAUGACAGUGGAUCUGAAAACAUUAAAUCAUACACUUUGUUCGUAUUACUUACAUGAGAAUACAUGGAACAAACGAAACUGUAAAGAUCCCAUCAAAUUCACAUGGAUUCCAGAGACUAAAGAAAUAUCAUUUGAGCUCUUAAAUCUUCAAAUUCAGGAUACCGGCACAUACACCUGUACUGUGAGGAGGAUUGUAAAACCACCUGAAGUGGAUCUGGGAUUUCAAAAAGUUCAAGUUAUUGUGCGUCCCGCCUUGUCUCUGUCCUGUGUGAAGAGGCCUGAUGGAUCAACCUUGAUUCUGUGCUCUGUUGAAUUUUACAAUGAUCCUCUUGAACAGUUUUGGAUCAGACACGGAGACUUUCUCAACAGCUCGUUCUCAAAUAAAUCAUUCAACGGAUUCUUCAGUCAGCAAUCAUACCUUAUACUGCCACCACAGACCUUCAAUGAUACAAUCUACUCCUGCUGGUUAAAUCACUCCUCCUUAAACAAACCACUCAUGGUCAAUUUAUCAAGCUCUGUCUGUUACGAAAGUGGGGGUGUGACUGUGACAGUAGUGUUUGUCAUGUUGACAGUGGUGUUGACUGUCUUGUUGAUCACUCCAGUCAUAUGUAAACAUUACAGAAGAGCAAGUCAGUGGUCUGUGUCUCCUGCAGAAGUGAGUUUCAUACCUGAGCCUGUCUUCCAUGAUCACCUGCAGUCUGAGAUACUGUACUCAACACUGGGUAACCAUCAUCCGGUCCCGUGCAGCCCUGCCAUUGUCCCAUCAUUUGUACAAUAAACACUGAAUGAGCGCAAUGUUAGAUUUGUGUGCAUCUUCUUCACAACACCAAUACAACAAAAUUUAGUUAUGAGGCCAGUUGCAUGAACUGCUUAAACUUGUUUUAAAACAAUAACUCAUCUAAUUUGUUUUCUUCAUAACUUAAGUCAUUUACUAAAAGAUUGAUUGGUCGAAUUUGAAUAAAAAAGUAACACAAUUACUUCUUGGUUAAAUUCUAUUCGUCAAGCUCAUUAAGACAUGGUUACUAUAUAUAUGCAAAAGCAGUAUGUGACAAAAAGAAAUUACCUGGAUGACCUAAUACUUCCAGAAUAUUCUGAAAUGUGCAUAUGAUUGGCACUUUACUAAAAUUUGAUUGAUUUUAUUUGACUUAAAUUUUUAAACUACAUUUGUUAUGCAUCUCUUACAUGUUUCUGUUUGAGUUUGUUGUGUUUGAAAGUCAUUUAUUGUCAGGGCUGUAGCUGGGGUUUGUGGGGCCCCAGUACAGAUUGGACCAGUGGGCCCUGUUUGAAACUUUUACAUUAUUGUUUAUUUUGUAUGUUCGUUCUAUUUAAUAAUUUGUGCUAUUUACACAAUGUUUACGUUUUUCAAGUUUGUAGGUGUCCAGGGACAGAAACCGAAUAAUCUAAUGUAAAAUAGCACUGCAGUCUUCAUUGUAAAAAUGUAAAGGUCCCCUUCUUCGUGAUUCCAUGUUUUAAACUUUAGUUAGUGUGUAAUGUUGUUGUUAGAGUAUAAAUAAUAUCUGUAAAAUCCUAAAGCUCAAAGUUCAAUGCCAAGCGAGAUAUUUGAUUUAACAGAAUUCGCCUACAAAAAAACGACCCGUUUGGACUACAGCCCUCUAGUUCCUGUAGUAACGACGUCACUAAAACAGUUUUUUGACUAACCUGCCCACAUGAAUUCACAAACAGGGGGCAUGGCCUUGUUGCACUCCGACAGAGAAGAAGGAAGAGCUGUGUUUGUCGCCAUGUCUUUUGAAAUCUUUGUUUGGGCUUCCCAGGAAAGCUGUACUUGGAGAUUAAUGGUUACAAUUUAUGUUUAACUCGGUUCCGGAAAAUUAUAAUCCACAUGUAAAACUAUGUGCAGCAAAUUUUGCUGAGGACAGCUUGCUGAGGACAACUUUCUCAAUCAGUUUAAUGCCGGAUUCGCACAAAGAUUAUUCUUGAAAGAUGGAGCAGUUCCCUCUUUGUCUGGAGAAGGCGUUGUUUAUGGACCACAACCGGUAAGUGUAUUUUAUUAUUUAAGUUGGUGCGUUUAACAGUUUCUGUUACUUAUUACACAAAGGGCAACGCUGUUUAGCUUUGUUAACUAGAUGUUAGGGCUGUGCAAAAAAACGAAUGCGAAUUUCAUGCGCAUCUCGUCAGUAAAAACGCUCCUGUGACUAUAAAUACAUCUCCAGCACACACUCCUGCCCACUUGCUUCUCAAAACUAGCCCAGUCAUGUUUGCAGGAGGGCAGCGUGCUGUAAGCUGCUGUCGAAUCACAACACAGGAACCGCUGGCACAAUCAGAACUCGUUACGUAUUUCUGAAGGAGAGGCUUCAUAGAACAAGGAAGUCAUCAGCCUGUUUUUAUGACAGUGAAAACAGCGGUAUACAGAUAGGUGAAUUGUUUGAAGAAUACUGUGUUUUUUUACACGCGAAACAUGAACACAUGUUAUAUUGCACACUGUAAACACAAUCAAAACUUCAAAAAAGCGCAUAAAACUAAUAUAGUCAAAGCAGAACAUUUCUCACAUUAUCACAGUUUAUUAACUAUACUUUAGAUAAUCCCUUACGAAAAAUAACCAUGGUUUUAUUAUAGUUAAACUGUAGUAACCCAUGGUUUUUUGGCCCAUGGAGUGUUGACUUCCAUUUGUAUAACCACAGAUUUACUACAAAUACCAUGGUUAAACUAUGGUUAAUAUAGCAAAACCAUGGUUAAUUUGAAGUUACUAUGGUUUAACUAUAGUAACCAUGGUUUUUUGGUUUUAUUUGUAGUAAAACCACGGUUAAUUUUUAUAAUGGAUGGCAACAAAAUAUGACAAGAAGAGUCAACAAAUUCAUCUUGAUAAUGUCAGAUAACUUUGAUAGAAAGGUAUAUACAGUAAUGGAUUACUAUCAAUCAAAAAUUCAGACAACUGUUAGUAUGAAUAUAAUUACACAAUUAUCAAUACUUUGUUGACCAAUUACCAAGCAAAGCUUAAUUUUGUUCAGUCUGUUAUGUAAAAAGGUUGUAUUAGCAAUUAAAGAAAAAAAACGCUAAGGCUAGUCAUAGUCAGGUCUAGUAAAAAAAAAUAUAAAAAAUUAUACCUGGUGUUUGAACAAUUUUUGUUUUAACUGUGGAAUAAUUAUUGUUAAAUCUACAAAGUAAUUCAGUCAAGAGCAGUGAGUGAUUUUCUUUCUUUACAUUAAGGACAAACACUGCAGAUUGGGGUGGUCACUUUAAGAGACAGUGCAUCCAAUAUAAGGAAAUACAUCCGAUUUCUUUGUCCACUGGUUAUUUUCAUUUAAGACAUAAAUCUUUUUUGUGUAAUUUUUUUUCUCUCGAGAAUACCCUCCAAGAUGGGUGUUUUGACAUAAUUUUGUAUGUAUCAGCCGUGGGCCCUUAUAAUCAUCACCACCUUUCACCUCACUAGCGAUGGCCCUGUUUAUUGUACAAUGUCCAAUUUUUUCUCUGUAACCAUAUACAAAGUCAGAAAGUGUAUGAUGCUUAGUGUUUUAAAAUCUGUUCAGAUUACAAAGUUGUGUAGAGUUUUUCAACCUGAAUAGCUUCAACAAACAAAACUGAAGCCUAAAAAUAGCAUUAACAUUUUGUACAAAUAAACAUGAGGAAGUCACUUUGAAAAAGCUUCUGACAGCCUUAAGAUGCAACUGAAACUUGUUUGCAAAUGCAGGCAGUAAUUCAGUCUGAGUAUAUCAUCCAUGCAAUGUCUUUGUGGUCAUGAUAUAAUUUAUUCUAUUUAUUUCUUAUCGGCUUUUCACAUGUGACCUAAAUGACAGCGUCCUGCAGCACACAUGCUCACUACCUCCCACACUGUGUGGUUAAAAUAACUACACCUCACUGGUUUCUCAGUGCACAAAAGAAGUUAAAGGCAAAUGAGGUAUAGAGGAUAUUUGAUUUAACCAUUUGAUGUCCCUUAUGCUUUUAGACUGUCACAGCUGCAAGCCAUGGUGUUACUUCUCUAUUGUAGCUUGGACAAUGAGUAACGCCCCAUUUAUAUUUGUCCAGUGAAUGGAAGAAUGAAAGAGAAGAUAAUUUGUGAUUGGCUCUGGAUGAACAGAUAACAUUGUUUGUCACGUGGUAACUGCAUGAGAACACAUAGUGCUCUUGAUUGCCAUGUCUUAAGCUUUGAGUUAUUUUUAUUUCAGUCUACAAGACAGGUGCUAUCUCUGUACUACAUCAUAUUACUCGAGCUUGUGUCUGACUUGACUAAAAUUACGCAGCUACCUCAAACCAACAUCUCUUCUUCAUUUGCACCGUCAUGAGUUAGAACAGCAAGUGUCUGCAAAAUACAAAAGAGGAUGCCGUUUCUGAAAUUCACCAUGAUAUUAUCAAAGUGUUACGCUUUGACAACAUGUGUGUGGAUGCUUCUUUCUUUGUUUCCUGUGUUUAUAGCUGGACAUGCAUUAUUUAACGGUAUCUCGAUUCAGACGGUCCAUCGAGGAAUGUCAGUCAAUAUCAGCUGUAACUACAAACCAUCAAAUGACAGUGAUGGUUUCAUAGUAGAACUGCAAACUAAUAGCACAUUGUGCUCAGUGAUGAAAAAUAACAAUUCAUGGAUAAAUCAGUCAUGUAGAAAUCACAGUAGAUUUAUUUGGAUUCAGGAAACUGUGCAAAUGUCAUUUGAAAUAUCAAAUCUGCAGAUAAAAGAUACUGGCACUUACAAAUGUGUUGUGACAAGAACUAUACCACCUCCUUCUGUGCUUUUGAGAGAAGAAACAACAUUUGUUCAAGUGAUUGCACACCCAGUUGUGUCUGUGUCAGAUGUGAGUUCAUUGGGUGGAUUUCCCACAAUCCUGUGCAUCUCUGAGGGGUUUUACCCUUCAGCUCUAGAGCAGCUGUGGAUGAGAAAUGGAGCAUUUCAUAAUGCCUCAUUCACAAACAGCACUGACAAAACCAACCCUGAUGGAUCAUUCACCCUCCAUUCAUACCUGAAGAUAUCUGACCGUGCACACUACUCGUGUUGGGUAAACCACUCAUCCCUGAACAAACCAGCAAUAGUCCACGUGUCUCCUGAUUGUUACGGAGACAGAGAUAAAAAUGUAUGGAUAGCUCUGGCUACCUCUGCGCUGCUGAUUCUCACCAUACUGAUUAUCACGGCUGUGUGUAAGCAUUCCAGAAGAGCACAUCACAGGUCUCCUGUAAGAGUGAAUGUCACACCUGAGCCUGAUCUCCAAUCUCACCUGCAGUUUGACCUAUAUUCAUUGUUGGGUGACCAUCAUCCAGUUCCAUGCAGCCCUGUCGGAGUCCGCUCAUCUCCACAGUGAACACCAAAUAUUUAACAUUUAUAGAUUUUACAUUGAUAGACAUCCAGAUCCAUUUCUUGUAUGUAAUAUAUAGUUUCUAUAUGAUUAUUUAACCUCCCAUUUUGCUGCUUGUACUGUAUGUUGACAGAGUAUAUGACACAUACAAAAUAUAAGGCGUGUGAUCUUUGCCAGCAAAGGGAUACUCCACCCUCAAUUGAAAUCUUUGUCAUUAAUCUCUUACUCCCAUUUCAUUCCAAACCCAUAAAACUCUUUUUCAGCUUGGAAUAAAACUGAACCCUGCUUGCUUUCAAAGCAAUGCAACACUGUUAUACUAGACUUGUCUGAUCAAUGAAGGGCUUAAAGGAGACAACUGUUGUGACUGGCUUCUCACCGGAUGGAUACUGAUCAACAAAACAAAACUGUUAUUAAGGAGGCCUAUUUUAGUGAUUGAUUAAAAACAAAUGAUUUUCAAUAAGAGACGCUUUUCACAAACCGUGAUAAACACGUAUCCUAUACAAAAUAAUUAAUGUUGUACGUUUUAAAUACAUAGUGUACAUUUACACUAGCUACACUUUCUGUUAGCCUACACUGAAGUUCAAUUACAAAAAUGUUAACGCUGCUCCGAUGAGGUUUCUAAUAUCUAGUGCUGCUGAACUUAUCUUUUUUUCUUCUGGCUGUUUUCGUUCGUAUAAAAUUGUCAGUCAUAUAAAAAAAUAGAAUAGUAGACCAGUAAUGUAUCACAUUUCUAUCUUUGUUUUUUAUUAUUAUUAAUUCUGUCCUGUCUCUUUAUGUGUUUAUAGCUGGACAUGCAUUAUGUAAGAGUUUAGGUUCAUCAACGAAUGUUAGUCAAUAUCAGCUGUAAUUACAAAUCAUCAAGUUACAGUGUUGGUUUCUUAGUGGAACUGCAAACUAAUAGUAUAUUGUGGUCAGUGAUGAAAAGGAACAAUUAAUGGAUGAAUCAGGCAUGUAGAAAUCACUGUAUAUGCAUUUGGAAUCCAGAAACUGUGCAAAUGGCAUUUGAAAUAUCAAAUAGAAAGUAAACCAUCCAAUUCACUGGAGACUGCUUAAGGUGUUCCCCAAGGAUCUGUCUUGAGACCCCUUUUAUUUACCAUUUAUUUAAACAGUCUGGAGUAUGACAUUCAAGAUGCUAACCUUAAUUUUUACGCAGAUGAUACUAUCAUGUACUGUAGUGCUUCUUCUGGGCAGCAAGCCUUGUGUAAGCUUCAGUCAGCCGUUUAUAUUUCAGGCUCAAAAACACUUGAAAGUAAUUUAUUUAUCUUCAGACCUUACAAGGUACUGUGAUUGAAUUAGUAAAAUAGUACAAAUAUCUUGGCAUCAUUGUUGACAAAGUUUUAUCUUUAUUUGACUUCGGAGACGCAAAGUAUCAGUUUGCACCUUCAUAUCUUCUCUUUACUUUAGAUGCUGUUUAUCAUGGUUCUCUAUGAUUUAUAUCAAACUUUAAACCCUCAACUCAUCAUUGUGCCUUGUAUAACAGAGUGGGUUGGUCCUCAUUGUCUAGUAGGAGAAAAAUGCAUUAGUACUUCAUUAUUUACAAAGCCAUCUUGGGGAUGUUGCAUUCUUAUCUUUCCUGUCUUGUAAAACAGAAAACUGUUGAUAAAUAUUUUCUGCGUUCUCAAAACUAUAGAAAUUUGCUGUCUUUGGAUCGAUUUCAAGAAAUCACUUGGCAAAUGUAAGAUAAAUCAGUGAAAUGCAGUUGUUUUAAGUCUUUUAAGUUUGUUUGAAUUGUGUAAGUCUUUGAUGAAACUUAUUGUUGCUCAUCUUGGCCAUGUCACUCCUGUAAAAGAGAUUUUUAAUCUCAGAGAGUUUUUUUCUGGUUAAAUAAAGGUUAUUAUUAAAACAGAAAUCACAAAAUGGCAUUUGAAUGUAUUUAUUGAAUAACAGUGUAUCAUGGAUAUUAUAUGCUCUUAAUAAAAUAAGCAUUUUAUUGUAACUCUUAUAUUUCAUAUACUGUAGCACAACCCGUUGUGUCUGUGUCAGAUGUAAGUGCAUUGGGUGGAAUAACCACGAUCCUGUGCAUCUCUGAGGGGUUUUACCCUUCAGCUCUAGAGCAGCUGUGGAUGAGAAAUGGAGCAUUUCAUAAUGCCUCAUUCACAAACAGCACUGACAAAACCAACCCUGAUGGAUCAU